This is a messenger RNA of Giardia duodenalis, 1212 nucleotides long. RefSeq names its product VSP. The transcript has a single exon. NCBI's taxonomy places the organism in Eukaryota, Fornicata, Diplomonadida, Hexamitidae. The record is from RefSeq and is a predicted model, not a curated record. The coding region runs from base 1 to 1212 and encodes 403 amino acids.
AUGUUGGUAGGAUUUCUCCUAGUUUGUGCAACCGUGCUGGCAAAGCACAACGAAAAGACCGCGCCGUGCGAGGUCGAGGGCUGUGAUGUCUGCGAGGAAAGCAACCCCCAGCAGUGCAAGACGUGCGGCUCAGGCUACACCCUCAACCCCACCACGAAGAAGUGCACCAAGAACCCCGCGUCCGACUGCGGAGUCCAGAACUGCGCCCAGUGCGUCUCUGGCGACAACACAAGGUGCGAGACGUGUAGCCCUGGCUUCGACCCCAACGACGACGGGACGCAGUGCACGCCGCAGGCCGACUGCCCGAUCGUGAACUGCCAGACGUGCUCCCCGGACAAGCAGACUUGCGAAGAAUGUGAACCAGGAAAGCAUCUGACCCCGACGAAGAAGGCAUGCUUAGAUGCCUGCCCUGUCGGAACGUAUCUAUCCGGACAAACGUGCGCGCCCUGCGACCCCUCCUGUGCGGAGUGCAGCGGGGCCGGCGCUUCCAAGUGCACGGCCUGUCCCGCCGGGAAGAUGCUGAGGUACGCCGACGAGAGCAAUCCUACAGACGGCACGUGCGUGGAGCAAUGCGUGGAGGGCCCGGAGUGCGAGACGUGCGGCCUAACAAUUGGAGGUACCAAGUACUGCUCGAAGUGCAAGGGGAACAACGUGCCGCUCAAUGGCGUCUGCACAAGCAAUGCGGCCAGGACUCGGUUCUGCACCACUGCCGCUAACGGUGCCUGCACGGUCUGCGCCGCCGGAUACUUCAUCCAGGAGGGCGGGUGCUACCAGACGACGAGGCUCCCCGGGAAGAGCAUCUGCACAACGCCCACUGGGGAUGGAAAAUGCCAAACGUGUGCGAAUGGCUUGACAGCUGUCUCGAACAUGUGUCCAUUAUGCGACUCCACUUGUGCGACAUGCACCGAAGCUAAUCAGCCCAAUAAGUGCAGCGCCUGUCCACCUGGCCGUUACUUGGACGCCAGUAAAGCAUGCAAGCUGUGUACAGAGACAAGCAAUAACAUUCAGGGCGUCGCUAACUGCGCGAGCUGCGCUCCCCCAUCUAAUAAUCAAGGCCCCGUUCUCUGCUACCUCAUGAAAGAUGGCGGUAGCACGAACAAGAGCGGCCUUUCUACCGGCGCCAUCGCGGGGAUCUCCGUCGCUGUCAUCGUUGUCGUCGGGGGCCUCGUGGGCUUCCUCUGCUGGUGGUUCAUCUGCAGGGGCAAGGCGUAG